Molecule: messenger RNA, 609 nt
Organism: Adineta steineri
Lineage: Eukaryota; Metazoa; Rotifera; Eurotatoria; Adinetida; Adinetidae
Source: the annotation of a GenBank genome assembly
AUGCUUUGCUUUCGUCAUUUUAUUAUUGCUCCAUUAUUAUUUCUUGGUAGACCUAUUGUAACAGUUAGUUCAUCUCAAUCGAUUGGUAUUAUUGAUUUAAUUUUAUCAGAACAUCAACAUAUGCGUGAUGAAUACGAAUAUUUUAAAUCAGUUGAUGAUAUUACAAAACUUGAUUCACGUGUUCGUCAAUGGAUUGCAUAUAUAGCUUUACAUGGACAUAAAGAAGAGAUAGCAUUUUAUCCUAAAGUUGAAAGCUAUUUAAAAGAUGAGAAGAAAGGUGGACAUCAUUUAAUUGAACAUGGUAUUAAAGAACAUCGUGAACUUGAAACUGAAUUAAAAAAAUUAGCUGAACAACCAAUUGUUCAAUGGAAACAAAUACAUAAAUCAGUUGAUAAAUUGAUGCAUCAUUUGAAAGAAGAAGAAGCUGAUAUAUUAAAGCCACUUCGUUCAAAACUUGAUAAAAAACUUCAAUUAGAUCUUGCUCAACAAUUUAUUGAUGCUGGUAAAUUAGCUUCCAAUCGACCUCAUCCUGAAUUAUCCAAAGAACCUGAAAAAGCACCUCAAGAAAAUAUCGACAUUGGACGUGCUGAAAAACAUAAAGAUCUUUAG